Messenger RNA from Caenorhabditis briggsae, 2118 nucleotides. It is a transcript of the gene Cbr-ndg-4, whose product is annotated as Protein CBR-NDG-4. The record is from RefSeq and is a predicted model, not a curated record. NCBI's taxonomy places the organism in Eukaryota, Metazoa, Nematoda, Chromadorea, Rhabditida, Rhabditidae. The transcript is spliced from 10 exons. Bases 1 to 2118 code for a protein of 705 amino acids.
AUGAGGUCGUUCCUCUUGAUUCUGGCAUUAUGCCAUUUGGCUCUUUCUUGUACACUUUGCCCUUUUCGGAUACCUCCUAGACCUAGACCACUGGAUCAGUACAAAUUGCCAAAAGUCGGUGGAAAACAAUUUGAUUUGGAAAAAAUGCCGAAAUUUUGUAACGCAUCGAAACAGUUGCCUGUUGGAGCCGAGUGUCGAGCUCAAUUUGAGCACAUUUUCUGUUCGGCAGAUCGAUUGACAGAUACAUUCAGCGGAUGUCAAUCAAUUGUUAACAAAUCGUUGAGUGAGCAAGAGCAAUGCUCCAAAUGUGCGUAUCAAAAGGCUGAUAAUAGUUGGGUGAUGAGAUGGUUCGACUCGUUGGGAAAGCCAGCUGCGGGAAUUACAGAAGGCAAUUAUUACUGGCUUGGAGACUAUGAAUUGUGUACUGUACUCAGAGAUGAGAAAUCUUUUGAUGGUCAAUAUUGUCGAAUUGAAAUGGAAGUUCCCGAUGCUGGUGUGGAAUCCGGAUGUCCACAAACUGAUCCGUUGUCAAUAAUUCUUGGAGUAUGCUUCCCAGCUGCUUGUUCUGUUCAAGAUUUGGCGAAAGUUUCAGGAUUGUACCUCCCAUACAAUCUAAAAGUAGAAUGUGAAUCCCAAGGUCGUUGGUCAGCCAUAACCAUUCUUCUGCUUGUUUUAUUCGCAGUUUGGUUGGUCCCACAAGCCGUUUCUACCAUCCAACCACAUCUGAAUGAUUCCGUUCUUCAUUGCUUUUCAAUUUCUGAAAAUGCAAAAAGAACAUUCUCGACGCGACGAGAUUCUCCUCAUCUUCAUGUUGUUCAUGGUCUCGAAUUCCUUUUAUUUUUCACAAUUGUUUGUGGAAUGGUCUACACUUCAUGCUUCCAUAUAUUGGUAAAACGAAAAAAAGAUUCUCAAAACAAAAUUCGAAAUUUCCAGAAAACGUUGCAUUUUCUUUCGAAGGCGUUUCAUCAUUAUCAAUGCAUAUUGUCAAUAACUAUUCGUACCAAAUCGAUGGACUUCUUGCUCUAUCCGCAUUUUAUACAACUUACAUGCUUUUCGGGACUGUUCCAACUAUUCUGGCCUGCCUAUAUUUUCUGUGUAAUCUUCAUGUACACUGUCUUCCCGGGAGUCUCAUCUGGACCAAUGUGGAUUCAUACAGAUACUGUGAAUCGUUGUGAAGGUGGAUGGUGGAAGAAUCUGUUGUUUAUCAAUAACUGGUUCAAUGUUACUGACACUUGCGUUGAUCUUGGAUAUGUGAUUUCACUCGAAGCACAAUACUUUUUGAUUCUCAUCCUCUUUAUCUACUUAUCUUCCAAAUUUGUCAUGAUAACUCAGGUUUCAUUUUCUCCCCAAAUUCAGUCUAGAUAUUUUGUAAACGUUCAGAUUGUGGUCUACCUAAUUUUCGGAUCAUCCAUCGUUUUCUCAUUUGUCCGAGCCUAUAGACAAGAUCUCCCACCUGCUCCGAUGCUCACUUUAGAACCUGAACCACUGGAAAAGAUUUAUGCAGUAUACGAUCAACUGAUGCUCAGUCUUUUUGCUAGAAGUAGCAGCUAUUGCUUGGGAUUCAUUUUCGGAAUCGGAUGUGCAACUGCAUCUGAAGAUCUUAGAAAAAUGGGAUUACGAUAUAGAUGGCAUGCAAUUCUAGCAGUUGCAUGCAUUGCUUCUGGAAUCUUCCCAUUCGUUGGAGCAUUCCCAUAUUCAGCUUGGAACUGGUCAUCCAAUUUCAGAUUUAUGAAUGCAUUGUACGCAGCUUUUCAUAGACCAAUGUGGUCUUUCUCUCUUCUUUCUUUCGUCUAUCUUUGCCAUCACGGAGCAUUCAAAUGGAUCAAUGCUCUUCUGGAAUGGCGUGCAUUCACUCCACUUUCUAAAGUCACCUGGGUUGCUCUUGUUGUCGCUGAACCCAUCAUUCUCUACUUUUUCUCAUCCCUCAACAAGCCUGCUUACGCAACUCAUUGGAGUACGCUGUACACCGCUAUUUCGGCCGCACUUCUCUCCUACAUGAUUGCGAUUUUCUUGGAUAUAUUCGUGACAAGACCCAUCAGAUAUCUAAUUUAUCCGGAACAAAUGCAUCGAUAUGCACAAGCACAUACACAGGAACAACAGAGAGCAGCAGCGGUUUAG